Messenger RNA from Penicillium canariense, 1611 nucleotides. Its product is annotated as aminotransferase-like domain-containing protein. The record is from RefSeq and is a predicted model, not a curated record. The annotation marks the transcript as partial. Gene Ontology annotation, molecular function: L-2-aminoadipate:2-oxoglutarate transaminase activity; pyridoxal phosphate binding; aromatic-amino-acid:2-oxoglutarate transaminase activity. The transcript is spliced from 5 exons. Lineage: Eukaryota; Fungi; Ascomycota; Eurotiomycetes; Eurotiales; Aspergillaceae. Gene Ontology annotation, biological process: L-tyrosine biosynthetic process; aromatic amino acid catabolic process.
AGCCCUGCUGUAUUCGCACCGAAACGACACCGCCUCGCGCAUCCCACGCACACAGAAAUAUACCCCGGUGCCUACCUGUUCUACCCACACGUUCACGACAUGAGCCCGCCUGCGCCGCUGGAUGUUGACAUGGUGGGGGUUACUGAUACUUCGGCUGUGCCUAUUCCAGACCCGUUGACGGUCAAUGGCGUCCCGGCGUGGCGCGAAAAGAUGGCAAAGAUGCCCACCGGCAUUGCGGCGGCAUGCAGCAGUGAUAUGUUCAAGAGCAUAAUCUCUCUUGGUGGUGGCCUGCCCUCUCCUGAAUACUUUCCCUUUGAACACAUCGACAUCAAGGUCCCUAAUCCACCAGGGUUCUCUCCUGAAGCUACCCAAAAGUCCGGCUCGGUUGUACGCGCUGGAAAGAACGAUAUCAGGGAAGGCUCUAGUCUUUAUGAUCUCGAAAUUGCGCUCAACUAUGGCCAGGCUACUGGAGCUGCCCAACUACUCCGAUUCAUCACUGAGCACACCGAGAUGAUACUGACACUGGAAGAUCAUCCACAACCCCCAUACUCCGACUGGCAAUGCACCAUGACUGCUGGUAGCACUUAUGCUUGGGAUACAGCACUCCGUUUACUAACUGAGCGUGGCGAUCACAUUCUUAUGGAGGAAUAUACCUUUGCUAGUGCUGCCGAAACCGCUUUCCCGCUGGGGCUGAAGGCAGUCGGUAUCCCCAUCGACGAAGAAGGUCUCAUCCCGGAGGCCAUGGAUGAAAUCCUGAGCAACUGGGACGAGAAGGAUCGCGGCGCGCGCAAGCCUUAUGUAUUGUACACAAUCCCCACAGGACAGAACCCCACUGGUGCCACCCUGUCGGCCGAACGCCGUAAGGCCGUCUAUAAGGUCGCACAGAAGCACGAUAUCUACAUCGUCGAAGAUGAGCCCUACUACUUCCUGCAGAUGCAGCCUUAUGUCGGCCAGGGUGCUGCCGCACCGCCCCCUCCCGCUAACCACGAGGAGUUCAUCAAGUCUCUUGUUCCCUCUUUCCUGAGCCUGGACGUUGACGGCCGUGUGUGCCGAUUGGAGUCCUUCUCGAAGGUCGUUGCCCCUGGUACUCGAGUUGGGUGGAUCGUUGCAUCCGAGCAGAUGAUUGAGCGUUUUAUCCGCAACUUCGAGGUUUCCUCGCAGAACCCUAGCGGUAUAUCCCAAAUUGUUUUGUUCAAGCUCUUGGACGAGCACUGGGGCCAUUCCGGAUAUCUGGACUGGCUCAUCAACCUGCGUUUGCAGUAUACCGACCGCCGCGAUGCGCUGCUUCACUCUUGUGAGAAGCAUCUACCUACCGAGAUUGCCCACUGGGUGCCUCCUGCGGCAGGCAUGUUCCACUGGAUCGAGAUUGAUUGGCACAAGCACCCUGGCGUUGCCGCCGGUAAGACCCGCGAGGCGAUUGAAGAGGAGAUCUUUUUGUCUGCUGUGGAUCACCAGGUUCUCUUGUCACGCGGCAGCUGGUUCAAGGCCGACAGCUCGGCCGUUAUGGAGAAGAUGUUCUUCCGCGCGACCUAUGCCGCAGCAUCAUCGGAGAAGAUCGACGAAGCCAUCGCCAGGUUUGCAAAGUGCCUGCGCGACCAGUUCGGUCUGUGA